GAAUUGGACAACUACAAUGACAGCACAGACUCCCCCCACGUGGAAAAUCACCUCUGCUCCACGGGAGAGGGGCCCAUCAUGACGACCUUCAAGGCUGUGUUCAUGCCCGUGGCCUACAGCCUCAUCUUCCUCCUGGGUUUGAUGGGUAACAUCCUGGUGCUGGUGAUCCUGGAGCGGCACCGGCAGACGCGCAGCUCCACCGAGACCUUCCUGUUCCACCUGGCCGUAGCUGAUCUCCUGCUGGUCUUCAUCUUGCCCUUUGCUGUGGCCGAGGGCUCGGUGGGAUGGGUUCUGGGGACCUUCCUCUGCAAAACUGUGUUUGCUCUGCACAAGAUCAACUUCUACUGCAGCAGCCUGCUCCUGGCCUGCAUUGCUGUGGACCGCUACCUGGCCAUUGUCCAUGCCGUCCACGCCUACCGCCACCGCCGCCUCAUCUCCAUCCACAUCACCUGCGCAACCAUCUGGCUGUCGGGCUUCAUCUUUGCCUUACCAGAGAUUCUCUUCGCCAAGGUCAGCCAGCCCCAUCAAAAUGAUUCCCUGCAGCACUGCACGUUCUCCCAAGAAAGCCAAGCGGAAACCUAUGCCUGGUUCAUCUCCCGCUUCCUCUACCACCUCGGGGGUUUCCUGCUACCCAUGCUGGUCAUGUGCUGGUGCUACGUGGGGGUGGUGCACAGGCUGCGUCAGGCCCAGCGGCGUCCACAGCGGCAGAAGGCGGUCAGGGUGGCCAUCCUGGUGACGAGCAUCUUCUUUCUCUGCUGGUCACCCUACCACAUUGUCAUCUUCCUGGACACCCUGGCAAGGCUGAAGGCCGUGGGCAACAGCUGCGAGCUGAACAGCUCUCUCCCCAUGGCCAUCACCACUUGUGAGUUCCUGGGCCUGGCCCACUGCUGCCUCAACCCCAUGCUCUACACAUUCGCGGGUGUGAAGUUCCGCAGUGACCUGUCUCGGCUCCUGACCAAGCUGGGCUGUGCCGGCCCUGCCUCCCUUUGCCAGCUGUUCCCCAGUUGGCGCAGGAGCAGUCUCUCCGAGUCGGAGAAUGCCACUUCCCUCACCACCUUUUAG
Molecule: messenger RNA, 1062 nt
Organism: Otolemur garnettii (small-eared galago)
Lineage: Eukaryota; Metazoa; Chordata; Mammalia; Primates; Galagidae
Gene: CXCR5
Product: C-X-C motif chemokine receptor 5
Exons: 1
Coding region: 79-1062 (327 amino acids)
Biological process (GO): B cell activation; chemotaxis; lymph node development
Cellular component (GO): membrane
Molecular function (GO): C-X-C chemokine receptor activity
Source: RefSeq, a predicted model, not a curated record